Molecule: messenger RNA, 2958 nt
Organism: Capronia epimyces CBS 606.96
Lineage: Eukaryota; Fungi; Ascomycota; Eurotiomycetes; Chaetothyriales; Herpotrichiellaceae
Exons: 2
Coding region: 1-2958 (985 amino acids)
Source: RefSeq, a predicted model, not a curated record
AUGUCUUCCGUCAAAAGUAAUAGUGACAGACAGACGCUUGUGUCUCCACCGGCACACCCGGUACCACAACUACAGAAACCCUUCGAGGAGUCAAUGAUGGAGUCGGUCAACAACCAGUUGGACGAAGACGUGCCAGCGGACGCAAUUACCAGAAGAACCAUGCUUCUGGAGGCGCCAACCUAUGAACGGGUAAUUGCUGGCAGAUGGAAGCAGAAGCCCGGAGAAAGAUACCAUCCACUUUGGAAACUCGUGGCACAAAUGUCAUUUGGGAUGCAUCUGUUGGCAAAGCAUAUGGCAAUAUCGGAAGAAGAGGUAAUGAGGAUAUUACAAUCCCACGUCGACGACAUCGACGGGUUUCUGGAGCGCACCACUGAGGAUUUUGAUCUCGCCCAAAGCGACAUCCACGAAAGAUUACGCUGUCUGAAACUCCCUCUGGCACAUGGAGACGUGUUUGACCGUAUGUUGGAAGAUCGCUCCUUUCGGGCAUCUAUCCUAGAUGGCAACGAAAAGAUUGAUCAUGUCAUCAGUCGAACCAAGAGGGCCGCAAAGGACGCCUUGAAAGACGUGCAGAAGGGAUUUGACGCGACCAAUGUACUGGAAAAAUACCUCACGAAGCUCGACUCUACGUGGAAAAGAGAAUCGCCCGAGCACGAGGCCGUACUCGUCGCUAUGCUUGGAAAUGUGGAAGGUUGGCGUCGCGCAUUUCUAGAGCUACAUCUUCAAGGCAACAAAUUGGCAGGAUCUCUGAUCAAACUCGCCGAAAUUGUCUCUGAAAUGGAGCGACGGGCUGCCGCUGUCAGCAGAAAUAUCGUUGCUAAAUCACAGAGAUAUUCACAAAAAAGUGGUCGUGCACUGUCUCAAGCUGCCUCUGGUAUUGACCAGAAGCCUUUGCCGUCUGAACCUGGCCGGCGUCUUUCGACAAGACCUUCCUCCCGGGCUACACAGCUUGCCCAACUCUCUACCUGGCCCAAUAGCGGCCGAAAAUCGGGUCAAGGCUUGAUCGCCUAUUCACAAUCCGGGAGUGGCCAGUCCCCACGAUCCUCCGACUCCAGGAGGAGCGUCAGACCCAAUGUUGGCGAGCAAUCUUUCACCUCCCCGGCAAGGGCAUCAGGCGAAUCCUCUGUACGGCAUGUCACGCAACGUGCGCCGGACGUUGUCGACUCUCUCAGAGAGGCUGGGAACAAUCAUCCUAUCGAGCUUCCUGCAGACGUCCCUGACAAUAUACUUCGCCAGGCGCCCGUUUCAGUGAAGAACCGAUUGAGUAUGACUCUAGGUCUCAAGCCUAGAGAUCUUUCAGAACAUCGGGUCUCCAGCAUCUACUACCCAAAGGCAUUGGGAGAUUUGUUAAAGUCUUCUGCAAUGUCAUCUUUACGAUUAACGCCACAAUCCUCGCAGGUCAAAGCCACCCCGGUGGUAGCCGUCAGUUCCCCGGUUACCGUGUUAGGGGGAGAAACAGAUCACUAUGAGGAAAGCCCGACACUGGGAAUGAUCACCCCAGAGAGCAAGAAUGAGCUGCAAUCAAGCCGCAAUUCUCAUACCACUCGAGAAUCUGCCCGCGCUUCUGCCCGCGCCUCAGUAGCCGGGUCAUCACCGGCAACACGGCGGUCAUCUGUUCCUAACGCAGCUUUUACCUCGCACCCUGUUGUGAUGGCUAUGGCUUCACCGCCAGCAGAGCUACCUUCAAACACUGAAUCUGACAAUGACUCUUCCUCUAAGCAUAGAAAAGACUCGAACCCUGGCAGCCUUGGGGAACCCGGACCGGAAAUGGCAGAAAUUACUACAAGGCCGACAUCUCCAUCUGAAUCCGACUCUAGAUCAGGAUCUAGGUCAAACGUCGGUGUUACCCUCGGCGGCGAUGCGACCACCCCAGCCCCUGCUGAAGAGACAUCUGCAGCCUUACUGCAGGAAGAUGAAAAGCCUGCGCAAUUGGACCCGGACGAGCAGGCGAAUCGGCGUGAAGGGUUGGAUGAAGAGGUCGUCUCACCAGCUGCAGUAACCCAAAUUCCCACACUAGAGGAUGACCGAGGCGAAUCGGGAAUCGACCUCGCCAAAGAAGCUGAAGAGGGAAUCAAUGUCAAGACAGUAGUUCCAAGAGCGGACCAUACAAGCUCAGAACCGCAGUCUAUCGCCGAGUUAGAAGCAUUCGUUCCCGAAGCACCAAACACACAGCCAGAGAGAGAUCCUGGUCCUGUGGAGUUGGAAGCCCCCAUUCAAACCUUCAGAUUACCCCCAAGGCCACUCGAGGCAUUGAGGAAUCCUGAGAAAGACGUUCUCCGGGCCAGCAUAACACAGUUGGAUGACUUUUUCAAGUUACCGACAGAACAUGCGAUUAGGCCUGGAAUGAAACCCAAGGAUUUUGGCAAUUCAGACACCCCGCAGCCGAUUGGUCCUUUGAAGCUGAAACUCGCAAAGAAGGAUGGGAGAAUAGUGCCAGUCCAGAUUGAUGGCGGCCCAGAAGAGUCUCAACAUACGGGCAUCCCAAGUUCCAAGUUGAGGAUAAACGUUGUUGCGGAUCUGAUUGAGACGAUGUCACAGACGCCACCAGGAUCACCCAUCCAUUCCAGAUCUCACUCAUCAGCUUCGAACAACUCAGGGCAACAACGCUCGCAUCGAUCAUCACGGUCCUUGGGGCCUCCUGAGCAAGCACCAGCACCCCCUGGACCUGGAGGCCGCUCCAUGGUCAGCCCCGAUUUCGCAGCAGCUGGUCAAUUUGAGGGGGAAAGAAAGCAGAAGAAAAAGUUCCGCACUGGCAGCAAAAGCGGUUGGAAGAGUUUCUUAGGUGGGAACGCAAAUGCGGCUGAAAGCUCAAGCGCGUCAUCUGCUUCACCCUCGGAACACAGUAAGGGCACCAGUCGAUCCGGCGUGGAGCCUGUGCCGAAUGCAGACACAAUGACAGCAUCAGGUAAGGAUCUGGCCUGGUUCCGCGGCGAUACGAAAAAGGCCGUGGGUGUAUCGUAG